UCCUCGCAAGGUCCAUGGGUGCCCACAGGCGCCGGCCUUCACGCGCUCGACUGGUUCUCUCUCUCUCUCUUUCUCCGUCUCUCUCUGCCGACGCGCGCGGCAACUGCGGGAAGUUGGCGGUCCGUUAACGAAACAUCAAAACUCAUCUCUCUCUCUCUCUUUCUCUCUGUUGCUCUUUAGCAUUGGGGCUAAGGAAAAUAGAGAAAGUUCUCUCGUCUAGGCCGACGAUUCCUCGCAUUUGUGAAGAUCUGGGACAUUGGCGGUCGGAAGCUGUUCACAAUGUCGGUCCCAAUGGACCCUUGCGUCCCGACGGUUGGAACAGAUACCCCAUCAACUGUGACACCAAACUGGACAAUUGAUGUUUCAGAUGUAAGAACAGUUAAAGUUAGCAAUAUCUCUCUACAAGCAUCAGAGCAAGAAGUAAAAGAAUUCUUCUCCUUUUCUGGUGAUAUUGAAUAUGUGGAAAUGCGAAGGGAAACAGAUCAUUCUCAGCUAGCAUAUGUUACUUUUAAGGAAUCACAGGGGGCAGACACAGCAAUGCUUUUGACUGGAGCGACAAUUGUGGAUCUCUCAGUCAAUAUUACACCUGCUGAAGAUUACAAGUUACCUCCUGAAAUCAUUGCAAAGUUGGCAAAGGAAAGUGAAGUACCCAGUGCUGCUGGUUCUGCAGUCCAAAAAGCAGAGGAAGUGGUGAGCAGCAUGUUAGCAAAGGGCUUUGUCUUGGGGAAGGAUGCUCUGAACAAAGCAAAGGAAUUUGAUGAAAAGCUUCAGCUCACAUCCAAUGCUACUGCUACUGUUGCAUCCCUUGACCAGAAGAUUGGACUAAGUGACAAAAUGAGGGAAAUGAAUGAACGGUUUCAAUUUUCUGAGAAAACAAAAUCAGUUCUUGACACUGCUGGUACUGCAAUAAUGAGCAAUAGAUAUGUCUUCACCAGUGCAGCCUGGGUCUCAAGUGCCUUGAACAUGGUUGCUAAGGCUGCAGAAGAUGUAAGCCUUAAGACCAAGGAAAAGAUUGAGAAGGCAGAGGAAGAGAAAAGGGAAAGUAUUUACAGAGAAAGGACUGAUAUGAUUAGCAAUUUUGCACAGAUCCAUCUGGAUGAAUCAUCUGCAGAUGAACCUGCAACUCUGCCACUUGAUCAUUCUGGUGACAUGGGUAAACUUGGUAUUAUAUGAAAUGAAGCGUAGUUUGCUCAGCUGUAGCCAUAAGUUGCAUUCUCUGUCGUUUCUGUUUAUUCUUUUUCUGUGGAAUCACUUUUUUCAUAUGCAAUAAAAGGCCAAGUUUUGGAAA
Messenger RNA from Nymphaea colorata (pocket water lily), 1288 nucleotides. RefSeq names its product binding partner of ACD11 1-like. Gene Ontology annotation, molecular function: RNA binding. The transcript is spliced from 6 exons. The coding region runs from base 280 to 1173 and encodes 297 amino acids. NCBI's taxonomy places the organism in Eukaryota, Viridiplantae, Streptophyta, Magnoliopsida, Nymphaeales, Nymphaeaceae. The record is from RefSeq and is a predicted model, not a curated record.